Messenger RNA from Synchiropus splendidus (mandarinfish), 1212 nucleotides. Its product is annotated as 5-hydroxytryptamine receptor 3A-like. Gene Ontology annotation, biological process: regulation of membrane potential; nervous system process; chemical synaptic transmission. The transcript is spliced from 10 exons. The record is from RefSeq and is a predicted model, not a curated record. Gene Ontology annotation, cellular component: synapse; membrane; neuron projection. The coding region runs from base 1 to 1212 and encodes 403 amino acids. Gene Ontology annotation, molecular function: transmembrane signaling receptor activity; neurotransmitter receptor activity; extracellular ligand-gated monoatomic ion channel activity. NCBI's taxonomy places the organism in Eukaryota, Metazoa, Chordata, Actinopteri, Syngnathiformes, Callionymidae.
AUGAGCAUCCCUUGCUGUCGGUCAGAUGCCUACUUCCUCCCUACUGCCAAGUCUGACUAUGGAUUCAAUGAUGACAGGUGCAGGAAUCUUAAUUUUGCUCAGACUCACAGCACAGUGAACUAUGUGCUCGACCUGCUGCUGUGUGCAUUCAUUCUAGUUUCGGGCUCCACUGAGAUAACCUGCUCUGACAUGGAUGUUUUGAAUCAUCUUAAACUGACUGCAAGCAAUGACCUGCUCUCCAUGAUUCGACCUGUCAAAAACUCCAAAACACCCACGAGUGUCAACCUGGACAUGGCACUGUAUGCCAUCCUUGAUGUGCGUGAGAUCGACCAGACGUUCAUUCCUUAUGUCUGGAUGUACAUGAGCUGGAAGAACGAAUUCACCUCCUGGAAUUCUUCAGAUUUUUGUGACAUCGAAAAAGUUGCUAUCCCCACCAACAUUUUGUGGAAACCAGAUAUUACAAUUGAAGAGAUGACAGGGAAAGACCAAACUCCUCCAAGUCCGUAUGUGACUAUCUUCAGUGAUGGUUGGGUUCAGCAAGUUGACAACCAGGUGCUAACCAGCACCUGCAAGAUGGACAUCUACAAAUUUCCAUUUGAUGUCCAGCAAUGCAACUUGACCUUUAAAUCCGUCGUCCACUCGAAUAAAGAGCUUAGGCUUUACCAUGUGCUGGACUCUAAUGAGACAACUGAGUGGGCACGAGAGAUGAUGCACACCCAGUAUGAGUGGCUCUUCAUGGAUAUGGAAGUGACCAAUACAACAGAAGACAAUGUCAACUUUGGCAUCCAGGAUGUGAUCAUCUUUUCUAUCAAAAUGAGAAGAAGGUCCGUACUCUAUUCCACAAACCUCCUGCUGCCUGUUCUCUUCUUCUUGUGUCUGGACUUGUCCUCGUUUCUCAUAUCAGACAGAGGUGGGGAAAAGCUGGGUUUCAAGAUCACUGUACUUCUUGCUGUGACCGUGAUGCAGCUGAUCCUCAACGAAAUCCUGCCCUCAUCAUCCAACAGCGUCCCCCUGAUAGCCGUUUAUUGUAUCGGGAUGUUUACACUAAUGCUGCUGAACCUCCUUGAGACCAUCCUGGUUAUGUACCUGAUCCAGAAAGACUCUGUGGCCCUGGACAGUGAGAAACAGCAUGAUUGGAGCCUGAGUGAAGACGGCAAAGGACUGAGCAGCUAUGAACAAGAUGCUGUUGAAGUUCUGCGGCUCACCGCUUGA